AUGGCAGAAAUAAUGCAAUUAUUAUCAGAUCUCUUGUUUUUCUCCACAGAUAUCAUUUUAAAAUUUACAAAGAUGACCAAACAUCCCAGUUAUAUUGUCAUAAAAAAUUCCUUUUAUUCACAAGCCAGCUUUGGACUCUCAUCAAACAGCUUUCUUCUUCUCUUCCACAUCUUCACCUUUGUUUUUACUCACAAGUUUACCAUUGACAUGACAAUUAGUCACCUGUCCCUGAUCCACAUAUUGGUGCUCUUCACCAGGGCAACAUUGGUGUCCUCAGACUUAUUUGGGUCACAGAAUAUUUGGAAUGACAUAAGCUGUAAGGUAUUAAUUGUCUUUUUAAACAAGGUGCUGAGAGAACUCUCCAUUUGUACAACCUGCUUCCUGAGUAUUCUCCAGGCCAUCAUCAUCACCCGCAGCAAUUUCUCUUUGGCAAAGUUCAAACGUAUUUCUCCAAAUCACACCCUAGGAUUCUUCCUCUUCACAUGGCUUCUCAAUCUGUUAGUAGUAAACUUCUACUCUAUACUGUGGCCACUCCUAAUGAGCAAAGGCCAGUUUUCUGUUUGUCACUGACCACUAUUCUGUUUUGCCUAUGAGCUAUAUGCACAGAAGCCUAUUUUUCACACUAAUGACAUUGAAAGAUGUUACCUUCAUUGGGUUAAUGGUCCUCUCCAGUGGCUACAUGGUGAUCAUUUUGCAGACACAAGAGGUUAUCCCAGCACUUUUAUAGUGCCAGCCUUUUCAAGAGUUGCACCAGUGAAAAUGGCCUCCCAGACCAUCUUGAUGGUGGUGAGCUGUUUUCUUUUCGUAUAUUGGGUGGACUUUACCUUCUCAUUUUCUGUGGUUUUGACAUGGAGAACUAACCCUCUUUUGGUGUGGUUCCAGAUUAUUUUGGUCAAUAGCUAUGCCACAAUUAGUCCUUUGGUGCUAAUCCAUGUGGAUAAAUGAAUAUUCAAGAUUUUGCAAACUCUUUGGGGAAGAAGUAAUAAGGUUUACAAAAUUAAUGGAAGUUUACAGCUAAUAAUAUUGGACAGUUCUCAAAUAGUUUUACUUAUUCAUAGGUUGUUUUUCUGA
This is a messenger RNA of Sus scrofa (pig), 1071 nucleotides long. Its product is annotated as vomeronasal type-1 receptor 5. Gene Ontology annotation, biological process: G protein-coupled receptor signaling pathway. NCBI's taxonomy places the organism in Eukaryota, Metazoa, Chordata, Mammalia, Artiodactyla, Suidae. Gene Ontology annotation, cellular component: membrane. Gene Ontology annotation, molecular function: pheromone receptor activity. The record is from RefSeq and is a predicted model, not a curated record.